Molecule: messenger RNA, 2850 nt
Organism: Struthio camelus australis
Lineage: Eukaryota; Metazoa; Chordata; Aves; Struthioniformes; Struthionidae
Source: RefSeq, a predicted model, not a curated record
GGCUAGCUUGCUUGUGCCUAAUGAAUCAAAAAGCUACAGAUCCUGACAAAAGAAGCUUCAGUGUUUGCUCCUGAAACUAUAGCUGUACAAAAGGACAUUCCAUAGAUGUGAUCAUAACAAAAAAAAAAAAUCUUAAAAGGUAUCGUCAGAUGUAAGUCACUCAAGUGACAUCAAAACCAGGGCAAAUAAUCUUUAACACCAGGUUCUGUCCAUGAUAAGUAUGAUGUUAUUUAUUUAUUUAACUAUGCAGGGACAUGAAUAAGUGAUAAUAGGGAAGGGCUGAUUUAUAUUGUGUAUUCUGUACCUCAGCAUACUGGAACUCUGUAAUCCUCUUUACUAAAAUACCAUUCUCUUUGCAGAAGCUUAUUUUAAUAAGAGCUAUUUUUCCUUUCUUUUUCUUUUAUGUCUCUUAAAUGUUUCAGCAGUUCUGUGAACAACAGGAGAUUAUAUCAUACCACAGACAACGUUCCAUAACCACCAGAAGGAGAAGAAGAGAAAAAAAAAAAGGGGAAAAAAGGGGAGGGAAACGUUUAAUUUGAAAGUCAAAUUCCUCAAGUGCCUUCUUCCUUGGGAUGCUAUGGAAAUAGCCUAAUGAUUUCUUAUGAAACUUGUUGCAGAUGAUUGCCUUGGUUAUGGAUUCCUUCACAGAUACUGAUAUCUUCAAAGACCUCUUGGAAGCUUGUAGCCAGCGGCAAGUGAAAGCAUACAUUCUUCUAGAUCAGUCUUCGUUUUCCCACUUUCUGAAAAUGUGCAAAGAUCUGGGCGUGGAUCUUGAACAGGAAAAGUUGAUAAGAAUUCGAAAUAUCACUGGGAACACAUACUACACAAGGUCAGGUGCCAAAAUUAUUGGAAAAGUCUGUGAAAAGUUCAUGUUAAUUGAUGGCAUUAGAGUGACAACUGGCUCAUACAGUUUUACAUGGACAGAUGGGAAACUGAACAGCAGUAAUAUUUUGAUUCUGUCAGGCCCUGCAGUCGCGCACUUUGACCUGGAAUUUCGGAUUCUUUAUGCACGGUCAAAGCCUGUCAACUUCAAAGAGUUAUCCAGCUGCAAGAGGAACAAAGUGUUGGACCAGCUGGUCAGGAUAACAGUGGCUUCCAGAGACUUUACCAGGGAAAAUUUCCUCAGAAUGGAGUUUUUAUAUCUUAGAGCGUUUGUAGGAAAUCUAAAACGGAAGCGAAGCUGGCUGCAUGCCUCAAGGGAGGCAGUCUACGUGCCAAAUAACGCAAUGCAUGUGUCUCCUCCGCUGACUAAUAGCUCUACAGUUAUGAGGCCAUACUGGAUUGUAGAGAGAUGAACUGCACGUUCACUCAAUGCGAGAAGCAGACCCUCAGAAACCAUGUCCAAUGGUCCAUGUCCAGCAUUGUCUUACAAACCAACACAUCUGUGAGAGCAGCUGGGAAACAAGCUUCAGAUUGAGAGAAAAUGAUACUGGCAUUGUGGUUUCAUUUGGAGACCCUUAUAAUGCAGAUGAACAGAUGCAAUUAUGGUAUUGCCUUAGGUUCAUAAGCGUUGUGUGUGUGUGUGUUUUUUUUUUUAAACUCUGCCACCUGGAAAGUCAUUAUUGGCUUCUAGUGUUCUGUUGGAUUUUAUUCUUCAACCUAUUUUCUUAAGCGUUUUACUGGGUUUGCAAUGUCUUUGCUCAGUAGCUCAAACAUUUUUUAAAGAAUCUAGAUAUAGAAAUUAUUGUUUAAAGGUCUUCUAAAGCAGGAACAUCUUACUGCUUUUAGCUCAGUCUGUGCUUAGUCUCGUGCUCAACAAGCUCCCCAUGAACUGUUUCAUGACACAAAACUGAAAUAUAGUAACUGAAAUGUGCAAACUGGUAGAUCGAUACCAGGCUGGUAGGCCUCAAAUUACAUGUUCUUCACACAAACCCAUGCAGCUAAGCCCAGCAAGCUAAUAUGGCAGGCUAAUGAAGCUUUUGCCAUGACUGAAUUUCAACUUACUUUUCAUUUUGAAUUAUAAGAAUGCUUGGAUUGUUGAAUAUCACAAUAAACACAUUAUAAAUGCUUGCCCGCAAGGGAUUGCAUUACUCAGAAUCUACGAAGGUUUCUAGCUGAGUCAAAUAAGGCCAUUCACUUGACAUCACUCUGUUGUCUUUUUAUGGUUGCUUCUGGGGUCUGAUUUAUUGGAAAAGUUGAGUAGGUCUGAAACCAGUGAAGAACCUGCUGCUUCUCAAAUGCCUUACUGUUGCUGGCUAGGCAAGAACUAGAAUAAUUCAUUUUUAAGGUUUCAUGCAAGCUCAGAGUUGUUUGUUUGUUGUUUUUGUUCAAGUCCUUCAUUUUCUGGAGCAAAAAAAGCAACGAAUAAAAAAUCCUCCCCAAAGAGUUGUACAGUGAGGCGGUAGAGUUCCUGAAAAAAGCCCCUGAAAGAAAAGAAAGCCCCUGUUAGCCCUACCACGGCAGCUGUGGCACGAGCGAAGGUGGGCCACCUUGCCAAGCCGUUCUUGAGGCUCUGCUGCUGCCGAAAUCUUAGGUACCUGCUUGUUUAAGUGCCUUGUGGGCCUCGAAGGUGAAUGUUUAAACUUAGCCAGGGAAUUUCAUGAUGCUAAAUGUCAGCAGGACAAUAUUAAAUUGCAUGUGUACUUGUGCAGUUUGCCUAUCCUACGUUACACAUUUGAAAACAAAAAAUAGUCUUUCUGUACAAUACUGCAAUCAUGUACUGAUUAGACUACAACUAAUGAAUCCUUUCUCUUCUGCAUUUACAAUCAUGGCAAUGUAGUAGUUCUGAUUUUCCUAAUUUGUAAGUGUUCAGUAGUGUACAGUUCAACAGUCUAGCUUUUAUCCUUGUGUAAGGAAUUUUGAAAUAUGAAUUUUUGUGUUUGUGGAAAACAUCAUUAAAAAUAAAAACAA